GAAUCCCUGGUGGAUCAGGUGUCCAGCUGGAUCAAGGAGAAGCGAGCCAAACGAAGCCAUCGCAAAGCGAGUCGGAAAGCCGAAGAUGAUAGUGCACCGGCCAGUCCGACUUCGAUGGUUCCCGUGAAUGGAAAAGAAUCUCGGCCAAGGCGCGGAUCACACGCCUCGGACACAUCACUCGACUUGGAGAAACUUGAGCGCAUCGUGAAGCAAACUCUACAUCUCAGGCGCUCUUCCGCACGGAAAAUUCCACACUUCAGACGAAAGUCAUCUGCCCGCAAACUGCUUAGAAAGCCGUCCAGCGCAUCGGAUACAGAAUAUUUUGAGGGAGAUGUCCUGGUGCCGACUUGCGAUGUUGUGCUCGACAACUCCAAGACUCUUUCCUACACGGGUGGUGCAUCGGAUGUCUCGGAUGAGUCGGGUGAGGAGGAAUUGAAGCGUGUUGGCUCGGUCCGUGACAAUGAUGCAUGGUCGAGAUUCAAGUUUGAGAUUGUGCGCCUCUCACACACGUUGCGUCUGAAAGGUUGGCGGAGGGUCCCGUUAGAGAUGUGCGGCUCGGUCGAGGUCCAGCGUCUCAGCGGAGCGCUGACGAAUGCAGUAUACGUCGUUUCUCCACCGGAAGAUCUGCCGCUGCAGAAGGAGGACGGAACCACUGCCAAGCCUCCACCAAAGUUGCUGCUUCGCAUUUACGGUCCUCAAGUCGAGCACUUGAUCGAUCGUCAGGCGGAGCUCGCGAUUCUCCAACGCCUGGCCAGGAAGCGAAUCGGGCCAAGAAUGCUGGGAACAUUCGCCAAUGGCCGAUUCGAGGAGUUCUUCCACGCCGAGACACUCACACCUGAAGAUUUGAAAGAUGCCAGCACGAGCCGCCAGAUCGCCAAGCGCAUGCGCGAGCUGCACGAUGGCAUCGAGCUGCUGGAUCAAGAACGCGAUGACGGUCCUUUUGUGUGGCGCAACUGGGACAAGUGGUUACAGCGGGUCGAGCAGAUCGUCACCUGGAUGGACUCACAAAUUGCGGCACAAGACCCGAACACGAAGCCCACCGGUUCAAAGGCAUGGAUGCGCCGUGGCUACAUCUGUGGAGUGCCCUGGCAGCAAUUCAAGGCGGUCGUUGAGAAGUAUCGCGCAUGGCUCAAGGCGCAAUACGGAGGCUCCAAGCACCUCCGCGAGCAGCUCGUCUUCGCCCACAACGAUACUCAGUAUGGCAACAUUCUGCGUCUUGUACCCGCUGGCAAAUCGCCACUGCUCCUCCCUGCCAACAGCCACAAGCAGCUCGUUGUCAUCGACUUUGAGUAUGCCUCUGCCAACACACCUGGUCUCGAAUUCGCCAACCACUUCACAGAAUGGUGCUACAACUACCACGACAAGCGCAAACCCUACGCCUGCAACACAAACACCUACCCGACACCCGAAGAACAAGACCGCUUCAUCCGCGCCUACGUCCGUCACCGUCCACAAUUCAACGCCGCGACCGACACACCUCACAUGACUCCCGUCGGCACACCCGACUCCGCUCGACCCGCCGACCUCGCCCGUCGCUCCACCACCAGCAUCUCCGACUUCAUGCUCGACGCUCGCGUCCCGCCCGGCUCCUCAUCCACCAACCUCGCUGCCGAAGCCGCUACCAAAUCCGCCGAAGACGCCGAGGUCAAACACCUCAUGCACGAAACCCGCAUGUGGCGCCUCGCCAACACGGCGCAAUGGGUCGCGUGGGGAAUCGUGCAGGCCAAAGUCCCGGGCAUGCCGCUUUUCGACCCAGACUCGCCUGCAUCGGAACUGUCGCAGGGUGAGGACGUGGCGAAGGAGAUUUUUGGCGAGGAUGGAUUGGCGAUGCCGAAGGAGGAGGAUGGCGAGGAGCAGGAGGAGGAGUUUGAUUAUCUUGGGUACGCGCAGCAUCGGGCUAUGUUCUUUUGGGGAGAUGCGGUGCAGUUGGGGUUGAUUGGGGAGGAGGAGUUGCCUGAGGAGGUUAGAGGGAAGGUCAAGACGGUGUUGUAUUAG
This is a messenger RNA of Zymoseptoria tritici IPO323, 1995 nucleotides long. RefSeq lists its product as uncharacterized. The transcript has a single exon. Gene Ontology annotation, biological process: phosphatidylethanolamine biosynthetic process; phosphatidylcholine biosynthetic process. Gene Ontology annotation, molecular function: ethanolamine kinase activity; choline kinase activity. Lineage: Eukaryota; Fungi; Ascomycota; Dothideomycetes; Mycosphaerellales; Mycosphaerellaceae. The record is from RefSeq and is a predicted model, not a curated record. The annotation marks the transcript as partial. Gene Ontology annotation, cellular component: cytoplasm.